CAACAAAUGAAACUAUGCUUAGGGAUUGCAUAAGGAAACCAUACUAAUUUGUGCCAUGGAACCGUCUCUUGCUUUGCUCAUAGGGAGUGGCAUGCACUACUUGUCUUAAACACUCCCAAGGUAGAAACAGUCCAAAUAACUGAGUCCUUCUCCUCGCUCUUGGGAUAUAGAGCAUCAAAAAGAGCCAUCUGAAUUUGUAUAAGUUAUGGGGAACGAGCAAGAAACUAGUUCCAAAAAUUGCCAUUUACAACUUUAAAAACUCUGGCAAAUAAGUACAAACUCGAGUCAAGAACAAUUUUAUCUCCAUAUGUUGUAAUUAAUGGCCAUUGCUAGUAAUCAUGCCAUAAAAAUAUAUCAAUGCCAUUACCAGGUCUAUAUAAGCGGCCUAUGACCCUUAGGUCCUCCCAUCUUUUUUGCAACUAAAAAGCACUUGUGGAAAAAAAAAAAAGAAAUGGAGAAGAAGAUUUCUACUUACCUUUUCAGCUGCAUCAUCUUCUUUGUUGCUCUUGUCCUGCUUUCUUCCCCAGUUACUUCCCAAGAAGUUGAGGAUGAAAGUGAGUUUGAUUAUAACAAAUAUGGCGAAAGGGGACCAGAUAGAUGGGGAGAACUUAAGCCAGAAUGGAGUGCAUGUAGCAAUGGAAAAAUGCAAUCUCCUAUUGAUUUGCUGAAUGAGAGAGUUGAAGUUGUUUCCUAUUUAGGGAGGCUUAAGAGGAGCUACAAGCCCUCCAAUGCUACUCUCAAGAACAGAGGCCAUGACAUGAUGUUGAGUUUUAAAAGUGAAGCAGGAAGUAUAGAGAUUAAUGGAACUGAAUAUGAACUCAAACAGAUGCAUUGGCACUCCCCUUCUGAGCACACUCUUGAUGGAUUUAGGUUUGAUUUGGAGUUGCACAUGGUUCAUGAAAGCCAGGAUGGCAGGGCCGCUGUUGUUGGCAUUAUGUACAAGAUUGGAAGGCCAGAUUCUUUCUUGUUAUCGUUGAGAGAUCAGUUAGAAAAAAUUACUGGCACCAGUGAGAAAGAAACUCCUGUGGGAGUGAUUGAUCCGCGGGAAGUAAAGAUAGGCAGCAGGAAGUAUUACAGAUACCUUGGAUCUCUUACAACUCCUCCUUGUACUGAAAAUGUUGUCUGGACCAUUGUUAGAAAGGUGCGAACUGUAACAAAGGAGCAAGUGAGACUGUUGCGUGUUGCGGUUCAUGAUGACUCGAAUACUAAUGCAAGACCACGACAACCAAUAAAUAUGCGAACAGUGCAACUUUACCGACCAAAUGAAAAGGAGAAUUAUUAGUAUAUGUGGAGUUUUUUCAGCCCCAGAUGUCAUCUUCCCUUUUCUUGCUAUAUCUGUGUCAUGAUAGCUCUGCGCACUGAGGAGAGAUAUUUUAUAUAUGUUAUAUAUUUAUGCAUUGAUUCUUCAAUGAAACAUUUUCUAUUGU
Molecule: messenger RNA, 1427 nt
Organism: Rubroshorea leprosula
Lineage: Eukaryota; Viridiplantae; Streptophyta; Magnoliopsida; Malvales; Dipterocarpaceae
Source: the annotation of a GenBank genome assembly